This is a messenger RNA of Cuscuta europaea, 5488 nucleotides long. Lineage: Eukaryota; Viridiplantae; Streptophyta; Magnoliopsida; Solanales; Convolvulaceae. The record is from the annotation of a GenBank genome assembly.
GAAGCCGAGCACACGUCUCUGGAGGUGUUGAACUAAACGGUCGAAGUGUCGAACGCGCCCCGCCAAGUCGCCGACUCCAUUCGCCGCUUCACCCUCCGGCAGGCACCAGCACGCAGCGCGGCAGCACCGCCACUCCGCCAGGGUCCAUAACCGCCGCACGCCUCUUCAGUCGUCGCCUACUCGCCUCACGCCCGUCGCCUGCACUCCGCCACUCUCCAUUAGGCGGUUCGGCCAAUUGGCCCUUCUCAAUUUUCACCUUAAGUAGUUCCGGUAUUCCUCCACUCCUUUAUUGAUUAGUUCAUUAAUUGAUUUGAUUCAAAGUUGUUUGGUGAAACCUAAGCAAACUCUGAUAGGUAAUUACUAUUUUCACAGUGUUUUAUUUUUUGUAAUAUUCAUCGGAUCUACAAAGCUUUUUGAUUCAUUCACAUGCGUCUAGACUUUUGGAUCAUGUGUAAAUUGGAAUAAGAAUCACCAUGCGUAAGAAAGGGAUUUUAUUCAUUGAAAUGAGAGUUACAAGAUAUGCAGAGAAGACUUACCUAAAAUAUUACAAGAAGUGUAUUUAUAGAAGAAGAUAUGUAACCGAAUGCUAACAACUAAAACUAACUAACUUCUUCUAGAGUCUUCUAGUGUCUUCUCGUGUAUGUGAGUAUGCCAAGACCCCCCCUCAAGAUGAGAGUACAGAUUUUGUACGUUCAUCUUGGACAGUAGAGAGUGAAAUAGAGCUUUCCCCAAAGGCUUUGUAAAUAUAUCUGCAAGCUGAUGUUGACUGGGAACAAAUAGAGUGUGUAUUUUUCCAGAUUGAAUCAAUUCCCGGAUAAAGUGGCAAUCUAUCUCCACGUGUUUUGUUCUUUCAUGAUGCACUGGGUUUGCUGCAAGGGAUAAAGCAGACUUGCUGUCACAAUAGAUUGUAGCAUUGAAUAUAGGAAUGUUAAAGUCUUGAAACAAUUGCAUCAAACUGAUAACUUCAGCUGCAGAAGUUGCCAAUGCCCUAUACUCAGCUUCAGCCGAACUUCUGGAAACUGUAUGUUGUUUCUUUGACUUCCAUGAAAUGAGGGAAUGUCCUAAAAACAUGCAGUAACCUGUAAUGGAUCUUCUAGUGUCAACACAACUAGCCCAGUCAGAAUCUGAAAAACCCUUUAGUUGUAGAUCAGAAGAUGAAGAAUAUAAGAGUCCUUGACCUAUAGAACCUUUCAAGUAGCGCAGGACUCUAUGUGCUGCAGAUAAAUGUGAUUGACCAGGUUUUUGCAUGAAUUGAGCCAAUGUAUUAACAGCAAAACUGAUAUCAGGCCUGGUAUGUGUGAGGUAUAAAAGCUUUCCAACUAAAGAUCUAUAGUCAGAAGGAUUAUCCAAGUAAUGAUCAUCUUGAAUGCUUAAACGUAGUUUACUGUCCAUGGGAAAAGUAACUGGCUUGCAAUCUUGAUACCCAUAUUGAGUUAAAAGAUCCAUAGUAUACUUCCUUUGGCAUAGAUAUAGUCCCUUUGAUGAACGAGCUACUUCCAACCCUAGAAAGAACUUGACAGGACCUAGAUCUUUUAUCUUAAACUGCUCAUUCAGAAAUUUCUUGAUGAGUUUUAUUUGCUGCAUAUCAGAACAAGUAACUAGGAUGUCAUCCACAUAUACUAAAAGUAUCAUGGUAAAAUCACCUUUGUGUAAAGUGAACAAUGAAUAGUCAACAUGAGAUUGACUGAAACCAUAUUCCUUUAGAGCAGUAGACAGUUUAGAAAACCAUUGUCUACUUGCCUGUUUGAGACCAUAUAGACUUUUCAGCAGUCUACAAACUUUAUUCUUCCCUCUUUGCUCAAAACCUUGAGGAAUGGUCAUGUACACUUCUUCAUGGAGAUCUCCAUGCAAAAAGGCAUUGUGUACAUCAAGUUGUUCUAAGAACCAACCUUUUGAAGCAACUAAAGCCAGUAAUACUCUCACACUAUUGAACUUAGCAACUGGUGAGAAAGUGUCAAGAUAAUCAAGGCCUUCAACUUGAGUAAAGCCCUUGGCAACAAGCCUGGCUUUAUAUCUUUCUAUGGUACCAUUAGCAUGGUACUUCACUUUGUAUACCCAUUUGCAUUUAAUUGGAGUUUUCCCUGGAGGUAAAUCAGUGAUUAACCAAGUUCCAUUUGCUUCAAGAGCAGAUAUCUCAUCUUUCAUUGCUUGUGUCCAGUUUGGGUCAGAAGAUGCUUGAGAAUAGGAUGUAGGUUCAACAAUUUGGGAAAUUGAAACAGAGAAAGCUUGGUGUGGAAGAGAAAAGUUAGCAAAACUGACAUAAUUCUGUAUAGGGUGUAGUGUCUUACCAGGUUUGUUGAUGGGAGAAGAUGUGGCAUCUGCUGAAUGGACUUGACUGGAAGUGCGAACAUAAUCUUGAAGAUGAGAAGGAGGCUUUCUUUGCCUAGGUGGUCUAAGAGAUGAUGAUGUUUGUUGUUGUAUUGAAUGAAAAUCAGUAGGUAUGGAUGUAUUUGUGGAAUCAUUAUCCUCCUGGAUAGGAUUAGUGAAAGUUACAUCAUCAGGAGAGGACUGAUUGUGUUCAAAUGGGAAUAUGGACUCGUGGAAAUUAACAUCCCUAGAUAGAAAUGUCUGGGAGGUAUCAAGAUCAUAUAACUUGUAUCCUUUGGUGUUAGCAGGAUAGCCAAGGAAUAUGCAUCUUCUAGCUCUUGAUUGAAAUUUAUGUUUGUGUCCUAUAAGAUUGGAAGCAAAGCACAAACAGCCAAACGAUCUUAAAGAGGAGUAAUCAGGUGGUUGAUUAUGAAAGAUUUCAAAAGGGGAUUUGUUAUUCAAGACUGAAGAAGGGAGUCUAUUUAGGAUAUGGGCUGCUGUGAGUAUACAGUCACCCCAGAAAUUUAGAGGUAAUUUGGCUUGGAAUCUGAGUGCUCUGGCAAUAUUGAGCAAUGUUUGGUGUUUGCGUUCAGCCACCCCAUUUUGUUGGGGUGUGUAUGGACAAGUUGUUUGAUGUAUGAUCCCUUCAGUGGAAUAAAAAUCUGGUAAAUGGAAUUCGGUUCCAUUAUCAGUUCUUAUGGUUUUAAUUCUGACAGAAUAUUGUGUUAAGAUCAGUUUGUGGAAGUUUAUGAGGAGUUGUUUUGUGUCAGAUUUGUGUUUCAUUAGACAUCACCAAACAACCCUUGAAAAGUCAUCUACAAUGGUAAGAAAAUAUUGAAAACCAUCAUAGGUAGGAACAGAAAAUGGACCCCAAACAUCACAGUGUAUUAGGUCAAACGUCUUGGUAGAUUUAAUAUUGCUUUUAGGAAAAGGUAAUCUAUGUAAUUUUGCUAAAGGACAGAUAUGACAAUCUUUGUUAUCAAGAACAGAUACAUGUAAUGCAUCCUUUAUUGGCUGAAGUUUGAAAUCAGAAACAUGGCCCAAUCUUUGAUGCCAGAUACUAGAAACUACACUAUGAGACAGAUGUGAAACAUGAUCAUCAGAAGUAUGUUUUGGUGGAUGAAGAAUAUAUAGUCCUUUGGUUAAUUCAGCAAUGCCAAUCUUCUCCCUCGAAUUUUUGUCCUGCAAGAUACACUCAUUGGCACAAAAAGAAAGAAUUAAAGGUGCUUCAGAUAUUAGUUUUCCAACAGACAGAAGAUUCACAUUGAAAUUAGGAACAUAUAAGACAUUUGUCAAAGUUAUGUUGCGAAACAAUUUAACAUUUCCAAUGUGAGAAACUGGAACCUUGGAUCCUGUGGGUAAAUGAACAAAGAUGUUGGAAACAGGUUUUGAGGAAUUAAGAAGAGAAAAAUUACUAACCAUAUGGUCAGUAGCUCCUGUGUCAAGGAUCCAAGAUGUACAAGUAGAAACAACAAUAUUAGCACUUAUAGAGGUGCAAAAACUCAGAUGAUUACUUGCGUUGUUGGAUUGUUUAGGGGUUAAAGGUGUGAGAGGAGUAUUUUGAGAGGUAGUCAGAUUCUGGAUCAAGCUUAAAAGAUGAAGGUACUGGUCUUGAGUCACAACAGAACUAGGUUUAUCCACUGAAACUUGGCAAGUAUUCUCCAAUUGAGCUGCACACGCAUUAACCUGACUUGGAAACUUAUUGCUCACCAUUGGUUGUUUUCCUUUUGGUUUGUAUCCCGGAGGAUAUCCAUGAAGUCUAUAACAUUUGUCCACAGUAUGGUUAGUAUAACCACAGUGAGUGCAAACAAUCUUAUUCUCUUUCUUCAGAUUGUUAUGAUAGGGUUUAAAACCCUUGUUGUGUGAGCUGUAAUUUGCUGUAUGAUUAGAAUUAUUCUGUUCAUUCUGAUUUCUAUUACUCAUCAUUAUCAUUGGCUCCAAGUUCAGAUUGGUUCCCAUGCUCCUCUGCAUUUCAUCUUGUAAAACAAAGCUGAAAAUCUGAUUUAAUUUUGGAAAAGGCUUAAUGACAAGAAUCUGUCCCCUUAUUCCAGCAAAAACAUCAUUGAGACUCAUCAAGAACUUAAUUGACAUUUCUCUUUCUUCUCGCUCCAAUAUAGUUUUCAUGAAUUCACAUUUACAAGUCUUGACAGCUCCACAUUUGCAAGUAAUCAUAGGAUUAUAUUGACCUAAUUCUCUCCAAAGCGAAUCAAGCUUAUUGUAGUAGUCUGUGACGCUGAGAUUACCUUGAACUGUUGCGUAGAUUUGUUUUUGCAGGUCAAAUAUCCUUGGAAGGUUGCCCUGCGAGAAACGUUCCUGAAGUGUAGACCACAUUUGAGCAGAUGUUUCUUCGUACAGAAUACAUUGCGCCACCUCCUUCGUGCAGGAAUUCAGAAUCCAUGCCUGAAUCAUAAGGUCACAUCGUUGCCAGGCUUCAAUAGUGUUCUCGUCUAUAUCUGAUUGCUUCAGUUCACCAUUUACAAGUUUUAGCUUGUUCUUUGCGCCUAGCGCAAUUCUCAUCGAUUUACUCCAAGAGUGAUAAUUGCUUCCAUUCAACUGAGGAUUGACAAGUACGGUGCUAGGAUUGUCUCCAGGCCCGAUGUAGAAAGGACUUGAGAUGUCUUCAAUGGCCGGUCUUUUUGCCAUGAAAGAGCUGCUUACUGAAUCUUCACUAUUUGACAUGAUUGAUUAACGGAGUUCCUCUGAAAUACUUCGUGGAGAUGCAGACAGUUCAUAGUGCGUAUGGAGUUGUGAUCAAUUAGUAAUUUCUUCUUGUUUUGGGAUUGGUGUUAAAGAGAAGAUGGGUAGUGUUCUGAGCAAGGCUGCUGAUGGCUUCGGAAAUGCCCUCGCCACUCCCUUCAAGGCUAUGCUCGAAGGAUCCUGCGAAGAUGUUUGCAGCGGAGUUUGGGAUGUGUCGUGUUUCAUCACUCACCUUUGUGUCUCGGAUUUGAUCAAGUUAUUUAUGAUUCUGGUGCUUUGCUACAUAAGUAAUUCCCAGCCUAUAUAUCAGCCUUAUAUUUUGUGCAGUUUCACUUUUAUUUUAGUUUAUAAAUAUACACUUCCUCAUUUCUUUAAAGUUGCAUCACUUUUACUUUUACUAACUACAUUUUAUUUAGUAAUGUAUUUAAACAUAUUGUGUCAGCAUAGUUCCAAUUUACUAUUCAUUAAUCAACUGUUUACUUUU